This is a messenger RNA of Linderina pennispora, 1760 nucleotides long. RefSeq names its product elongator complex protein 3. Lineage: Eukaryota; Fungi; Kickxellomycota; Kickxellomycetes; Kickxellales; Kickxellaceae. The transcript has a single exon. Gene Ontology annotation, molecular function: iron-sulfur cluster binding; acyltransferase activity, transferring groups other than amino-acyl groups. The record is from RefSeq and is a predicted model, not a curated record. The coding region runs from base 36 to 1679 and encodes 547 amino acids. Gene Ontology annotation, cellular component: elongator holoenzyme complex; cytoplasm; nucleus. Gene Ontology annotation, biological process: tRNA wobble base 5-methoxycarbonylmethyl-2-thiouridinylation.
CCUCCAUUCCCACACAAAACAAACUUGUACAAAAAAUGAGCACGUCCAAGAAAGCGCAGGCGUCGCAUGCCGAGAAAAUGGUGAAGACGUGUGCGGGUAUUGUGGCAGAGCUGAUUGAAGCGCACAAUGCCGGGGUGUCGGUGAACCUGAAUGUAGUCAAGUCGAGGCACUCUCGCGAGAACAAGUUGUCGGCACAGCCGCGGCUGGUGGACAUCAUCGCGGCAAUUCCAGAGCAGUACAAGAAGUACCUGCUGCCGAAGCUCAAGGCGAAGCCGAUCCGCACGGCGUCAGGCAUUGCGGUGGUGGCAGUGAUGUGUAAGCCGCACCGGUGCCCGCACAUCUCGAUGUCGGGGCAGAUUUGCGUGUACUGCCCAGGCGGGCCGGACUCAGACUUUGAGUACUCAACGCAGUCGUAUACAGGCUACGAGCCGACUAGCAUGCGGGCAAUCCGGGCACGGUACGAGCCGUUUGAGCAGGCGCGCGGGCGGAUCGACCAGCUGCGGUCGCUGGGACACAGCGUGGACAAGGUGGAGUACAUCAUCAUGGGAGGUACGUUCAUGUCGCUGCCGGAGGAGUACCGCAACUGGUUCAUCAUGAACCUGCAUGAUGCACUGUCGGGCCAUCGCAGCAACGACGUGGACGAGGCAGUGCGGAUGUCGGAGCAGAGCCAGACGAAGUGCAUUGGCAUCACGAUCGAGACGCGGCCAGAUGCAGCGCUGAAGCCGCACCUGAGCCACAUGCUGCGGUAUGGGUGCACGCGUCUCGAGCUAGGGGUGCAAUCGGUAUACGAGGACGUGGCGCGCGACACAAACCGUGGGCACACGGUUCGAGCCGUGUGCGAGUCGUUCCAGCUGGCCAAGGACGCCGGAUACAAGGUGGUGGCGCAUAUGAUGCCAGAUCUACCGAACGUAGGCAUGGAGCGCGACCUGGAGCAGUUCAAGGAGUAUUUUGAGAACCCGCAGUUCCGCUCGGACGGGCUGAAGCUCUACCCGACGCUGGUGAUCCGCGGCACGGGUCUGUAUGAGCUGUGGCGCACCGGGCGCUACCGCAACUACACGCCGAACGCGCUGGUUGACCUGGUAGCACGGAUUCUGGCGCUGGUUCCGCCAUGGACGCGCGUGUAUCGUGUGCAGCGCGACAUCCCGAUGCCCCUGGUGACGUCGGGCGUGGAGCAUGGCAAUCUGCGCGAGCUGGCGCUGCAGCGCAUGCGUGAUCUGGGCACGGCCUGCCGCGACGUGCGCACGCGCGAGGUGGGCAUUGUGGAUAUCCACACCAAGGUCAAGCCGGACCAGGUCGAGCUGGUCAGGCGCGACUAUGUGGCGAACGGCGGCUGGGAGACGUUCCUGGCGUACGAGGACCCCGACCAGGACAUUCUUGUGGGGCUGCUGCGGCUGCGCAAGUGCUCGGCUGAGACGUUCCGGCCGGAGCUGCUGACGGGGCAGUGCUCGAUUGUGCGCGAGCUGCACGUGUAUGGCUCGGUGGUGCCGGUUCAUUCACGCGACCCGACGAAGUUCCAGCACCAGGGAUUCGGCACGCUGCUGAUGGAGGAGGCCGAGCGCAUUGCGCGCGAGGAGCAUGGGUCGGUGAAGCUAGCGGUCAUCAGCGGCGUGGGCACGCGCCACUACUACCGCAAGCUAGGCUUUGAGCUGGACGGGCCAUACAUGUCCAAGAUGCUGUAGUGUCGGUGGCGGUUGGCAGCAAGUGUAGUCUUUUCUUUCUUCCGUCAGAGCGGGUAUGAAUGGAGAAUACCGGGGAUGUGG